This is a messenger RNA of Tinamus guttatus (white-throated tinamou), 882 nucleotides long. Lineage: Eukaryota; Metazoa; Chordata; Aves; Tinamiformes; Tinamidae. The record is from RefSeq and is a predicted model, not a curated record.
AGCAGCAAGCAGCUGGCUGCAGAAACUGCUAGCUUGGAAGAGCAAUUGCAAGGAUGGGGAGAAGUGAUUUUGAUGACUGAUAAAAUUCUUCGCUGGGAGAGAGCCUGGUUUCCUCUUGCACUGAUGAGCGUUGUUUCCUUUACUUUCCUGAUGAUCUACUACUUGGAUCCAUCUGUUCUUUCGGGCGUCUCCUGUUUUGUUAUGUUCGUCUGUUUGGCUGAUUACCUUGUUCCUGCUCUUGCACCUAGAAUCUUUGGCUCUAACAAGUGGACUACUGAGCAGCAGCAAAGAUUUCAUGAAAUUUGCAGUAAUUUGGUAAAGAGUCGUCGCAGAAUUAUUGGUUGGUGGAGACGUCUCUUCACACUGAAGGAAGAGAAGCCUAAGAUGUACUUCAUGACCAUGCUGUGUUCUCUUGCUGUGGUUGCCUGGAUAGGACAGCAAGUUCACAAUCUCUUUCUCACAUAUCUUAUUGUAAGUUUCUUGCUGCUGUUUCCUGGACUAAACCAGCAUGGGAUCAUUACAAAGUACAUUGGAAUGGCAAAAAGGGAGAUAAACAAACUUCUCAAGCACAAGGAAAAGAAAAAUGAAUGAAGACUUAACUGCUGUUCACUCCUGUAAAAGGUUUCCAUGGGAACAGUUUUGAGAAUUAAUGUAUAAUUAAGAUAAUAGAAAGAAGUUGUCUUGCUCAUUGGCUUACUUUUUAUUGACUCCCUGUGAAAAUGUCACUCUAGCAACUGCUGUGGAUUUGUGUCCUUCUUGCUCUGUUGCUGAUGAUUUUGCAGUCUGCAGCUGAUCUCAUAUGAAAGAUCCUGACUUUUGACUUGUGGAGCUUAUUAAUCUCUUCAUAAAAGUAAGAGGCCCCAUAAAUAAGUACCCCAACUC